CCAGAGCAAAUCAAAUUAUGAGCAGGUAGCUACGGAUCAUGUGCAACAGCUACAAUCAACCACACUGAAGCUAUGCUUGUAAGGCUUGAUCGCGUUGAUAGAGCGGUGAGAAUGUUGAACAAAGUGUCUACAAUCAAAAUGUUGAACAAAGUGUCAGCAAGUGCUGCAAUAAACAGCAAAAGCGAGUGCUACGCUGCUGUAAUACUGUUAUAUACAGUUGUGCUACAAACUGCAACAAAGUCCCAGAGUUCGAUUCCUAUUAUCCGGGGGCAACCCAGAGUCGCCACAAUAUUUUCUGUUAACACCCUUCCUUCCUUCCUCCCUCUCUCACUCUCUCUGCCUGCCUUCCUGCGAUGAAAAACAGCUCGUACUCUGAGUUCACAUACCAACGGGGGCUUGUACGCAAUUGAUGACACUCGCAAUUCUAGACAGUAUACACCGUGUAGAAUUGAGAAUUGCGAUUGUCAUCGUUUACGACGGAGAGUCGUCAGCCUCAAGAGAAUUGAAGUCAUCACCUCGACGUGCACAAGAUUAAAGUGAUGUCAAGCUGGAAGAGAUGGAAGACCCCAAACCUCACUCCUGCCCUCUGGAUUGAUGUAGCCCAGCGUGCUGCCAGGCCAAAUAAGCACGCAUAUUCUGCCAGACUAGAUUGUGACUUUGUCUUACAACUUGAGGAGUCGUGUCCGCAUAGAUUCUCAGAAAGGCAUCCCAUACAGAUCACGAACAUAAAACAAUGUUU
Messenger RNA from Marchantia polymorpha subsp. ruderalis, 739 nucleotides. Lineage: Eukaryota; Viridiplantae; Streptophyta; Marchantiopsida; Marchantiales; Marchantiaceae. The record is from the annotation of a GenBank genome assembly.